Messenger RNA from Jatropha curcas, 4053 nucleotides. The record is from RefSeq and is a predicted model, not a curated record. NCBI's taxonomy places the organism in Eukaryota, Viridiplantae, Streptophyta, Magnoliopsida, Malpighiales, Euphorbiaceae.
UUUCGAACAAUGCUCAUUCGGUUUCUUAUUUUUUCUUCCUCAUGGCUCGUCGCCGAUUGCUUCUCUCUUGACUUUCAUGCUGAACUUCAAGUCUGACUUCGUUAUUAGCCAUCUUUAUAUCAAGGUUAAGGAGUAGAGUGAACUGAGAAUCUUAGCGGCGGGAUUGAAUACCCGGUUCCAGCCGCCGCCUCGAUCAAAUAGGGGGCGUCGGCCAUAGUUCGCACAUAUGCCGCCGGAAAACACCCAUCAUGUAGAUGAGGUCCGCAGUCCAUAGCCUUUUUAUCUCUUUUUCUUUCUAAUUUCCUUUCUUUCAUCUUCUCAGCAACUAAACUGUUUCUUACUCUCCUCUAAAUGCGAUUAUACUUGUAUUGUGUCCAAGCUUCUAAUCCUUUCUUCAUCCUCCAAUGCGUUUUUGUGCAAUUCCUGCAAUUUGUUUCUCAAUCCAAUUUCGCCAAAUGUUUCGUUCCUCUAUAAACUUUUCCUCUUCUUGUGCUCUUAGAAGAGUUGAUAUAUCUGAGGAAACUAAUGGCAAUUCACAUAGCUGUAAUUAUGAAGAAUUGAAGCUUAGAAUGCAGGAUUAUGCCACCUCAGGUGAUUUCAAGCAAGCUUUAUAUACUUUGAAUUUUAUGGGGAACAUAUCUGGAAAGCCUACUGUGUAUGAUUUUAAUAAGUUAAUGCAUUGUUAUUUCAAGUCUAGAAAUGUCUCACUUCAAGUAUUGGUAGAACUAUAUCUUAGAAUGAAAAGAUUUGGGCCUUCUCCAAAUGCUUUAACUUUUAAUAUACUUUGCAAUGGUACUUUAUCAUCUGGGAAGUUAGAAGAUGCAAUCUUUUUUGUUGAAGAGAUGCAUGCAAUUGGUUUUGUACCAUCUUUUGCACUUUUGUCAAAAUUGUUGAAGAAGUCACUUAAAUUAGGGAAUUUAAUUGAUUCGCUUCGCGCCUUUGAGAUCAUGUGGAAAUUAGGGUAUGUUCCCACUGGACAUUCUUUUAACAUGAUGAUGUGUAUACUAAGUAAAGCUGGUAUGAUACGUGAAGCUUACUCAGUAUUUUCUGUUCUUUUUAAUGAGGGUCAUUUUUUUGGUGUACAUACUCUUAAUCCAAUCUUGUGGGCGUUAUGUAAGUCUAAUCAGAGUUAUACUGCUUUAAAUUUGUUUUAUUCAAUGAAGAAGAGAGGGAUUGUGUACAAUGUUUGUUCGUAUACAGCUUUGGUUUUUGGGUUUCAUAGAGAAGGUUUUCAGGAAGAUGCGUUGCAGUGUUUUUAUGAAAUGAAAGAGAAUGGCUGUAAACCCAAUGUCAUAACGUACACUGUGGUUAUCAAGUUUCUCUGUGAUAAUGGUUGCAUUGAUGAGGCAUUGAGAAUUUUGGGUGAGAUGGAAAGAGAAGGAUGUGAUCCUGACUUGAUGACAUACAAUAUAAUUCUUCGCGAACUUUGUCAUCAAGGUAGAUUAUUUGACAUUUUCAAGCUGAUUGAGAUCAUAGAUCAAAAGGGAUUUUCUCCUGACUCAUACACAUAUGCUGCCUUUUCUGGAGGCCUAUUAAAGAUUGGCAAAGUUGGAUAUGCUUAUGAAUUGUUGCUCGAUGCAAUUUCUAAAGGCUGUAAUAUGGAUAUAGCUGUUUAUAAUAUAUAUCUUCAUUGCUUAUGUCGUCAGAACAGAUUAAGAGAGGCAUUGACUAUGUUGAACAGCAUGAUAGAAGAAGGUUUUAUGCCAACCAAUGUGUCAUAUAACACAAUUCUGGAUGGUUUUUGUAGGGAAAAUGGUGUUGAGGAGGCUUUGGAACUCUUGGACAAUAUUGAGUGGGAAGCAUAUGGGCCUGAUGUAGUUUCUUUCAAUACAAUUUUAUGCAUGGCUUGCAAAAAUCGGAACUCUGUGAUGAUACAGAAGAUCUUGUAUCGAAUGGAAUAUGGAGGUAUUAAGCUUGAUUUUGUCAGUUUUACUUGUCUGAUCCAGUAUUUCUGCAGAGUUGGGAAAAUUGCAGUGUGUUUAAAGUUGCUGGAAACCAUAAUGCAUAGUGGCCAUGGCAUGGCUGUUAUCACUUUCAACAUGGUAUUAGAUAAACUUUGCAAGAAGGGAUUAAUAGGAACUGCACUUCGAGUUUUUAAAAAUUUUACAAACUGUGGAUUUCUUCCUAGUACAAUCUCCUAUAAUAUUCUAAUCAAUGCUGCAAUUAGAGUACAUGAUAAUUUUCUGGUGAGUCAAUUGCUUAGGGACAUGUAUAACCGAGGACUAAAACCAGAUGGUUUUACAUAUAGAUCCUUAAUUAAUGGCUGUUGUAGGGAAGGAAAGAUAGCAGAUGCACUCAAGCUGAGGGAUGAAAUGAUAGACCAUGGGCUUACUCCUGAUAUUGCAAUUUAUAAUGCCAUGUUGAAGGCAAUGCUUGGAAAGGGUAGAUUAGGGGAAUUUGUCUUAUUGUUGAGGAUCAUGAUACUGGAAGAAUGCGACCUAAAUGAUGCGACUCUGGAUAUUCUAGAUCAAGCACAAUCAAAAGGUUGGAUAAAGUGUUUGCCGAAGCAAUAAUAAAGCUAAUUAAUGUUGGAUGUUGGAUUAGGCUACGCCCUACAUAUGACUCUCGUAUGGUUUUGUCUUUGGUGAAGGCUGUUUCCAUGAAGAUUCAAACUCUGAAUCAGGUAACAGUAAGAGGAAUAAGAGAAGAGGUACAAGCCUUUCUCCAGGUAUACAAAAACAAGCCUAAGAGUUUUAAGACAUCAAAGAAAGUGGGGAUCAGAUCCAAAUUACACAAACUCUUGACAUGAUAGAGGUGCAAAAGUAUAUCAGGUCGAUGAGUGUUGGAAGGGAACAUAUGAAAAGUAAGUGCACCUUGAAUUGCUUGUUAUGUUUUGUAUGCCUUUCUUUGUUAUUUGAAUUGUGUGGCGAGCUGAUUUGACAGAUUGAAAAGAGAGAAAGACCAACCCAUCAAGUACCAACUUUGUUAUUUUGGUUUUGUUUUGUGCAUGUGUUAUUCAAUUUCAGGCUUGGUUUCUAAUGCUUAAACCAGUAAGUGGGAACUGAGUUAAAAGAUACUGCCCUGAAAAAUGAGACAGACUUGGUCUCAAGAUUAUGCAAUCACUUAGAUUCUGGCUGUAUAAUACUCCAUUUUAAUUAAUUAUAUGCCCCAUUCUCAUAUUUACUUUUGUUUAUAAUUGAUUAGAGCACUACCGUAUUCUGCUAUUGAUGUAAAAGAGAGCUUAUGCUUAGUACUUUUGACUUUCUUCCAUCUGUUGCAAAAAGAUUUUCUUGUUGGUGUCUGUAUCUUGCAUAGCAAAGUGAGAAGACCUCUUAAUAGUUUAUGAAAAAUGAUGGUUUCUUUAUUAUGUUCUUUUUAACCUUUUUCUCAAUUGGAUCAUUAACACUCUGUUUGGCUUGAGGUGAAGGAGAGGUAAAUAAAAGUAUGGAGUGGUAAGCAACGUAUAUACCCCCGUUUGAAAAGCAGUGAGUCAAAGAGUGGUAAAGAUAAAUAAAGAGGAGAAGAGUUAUUGCAUCAUUUGCAGAAGGAAGCAAAAAGAGGAGCAGUUUCUGUUGAAGAGCUCGAACGAGUUUUGAGAUUGGGACCCAUGUUCAGCAUGGAAUUUUCUUCAAGAUUGGAAGCAAGCUCAGAUCAAGGACGUGAACAACACUGGCAGUGUGGAUUCGGAGAGCUUGUUGGAGGUUUAACCAUAUCUGGAGUGGUUAGAGGCUAAUGUUGAUGCUAUUACCAACCUGGAUGAAAGCUCCUUCGGUUAGGCAUGCUGGGGAGAAACUGUCGAGCUACUGCGAUAGCAGCUCGUGCUCACACGGUUCAUGGUUCAUUUUCUUUGGAGUUGGCUGAAGCUAUUGGUAUUUGUUGUUGUGGUAGGCUAAGUCCAUGGUUGGAGCAAAGUCAGAUGCAUCCAGCGUAUAGAAUGAUAUUCAGAUAGUUACUUGUUUUUUGACUUGAUAGUUAGUAAUUGUAAAUCUCCUGGACGAGGAUUCAUAAUGUUAUUUUAGGGAUGCUUUUUGGACACUGUAGGACUACCUUUCGAAAAUUUUAUGGAACUGUCAGAUAAGUUUAUUAAUAAAAAUUUUAACUUUUGGUCGCAAA